GGUGGGGUGACGGCGGGCGGUGGCUGCGCUGCACCCGACUGGUGGGCGCAGGACCUGGGUCGGCACCGGAGCCUGUCAUCCCGGAGCGGUCGGCGGGGGUGCAGAGACGGCGAUGCGCCCCUGUCCCCCGCACCCGGGCCGCUCCGGGCUCGCGCCUCCCGCCCCGCGGCCCCGCCCCCUGCCCCACCCCAGUCGGGAGGCUUAGCUGGGGCCGCAGCGCGGCGGCAACAUCACUCUCGCUGCCGCUGCUCCGCCCCAUCCCCUUCUGUUUUUCUCUCUCAUUCUCCAGUGGCGGCGGCGGGGAAGGCGGAGGCAGAGGCAGCAGCAGCCGCGCUGGCUGCAAUGAAUGAUCCCCCAGCUUGGGGGGAGGACUCCAGGUGAGCCUCUGCCCUCGGGAGGCCCGGGACCCCCGGCCGCCCACGACCGGCAGCCCACGCUAUGGAUCCCUAGAGGAAGGAGGAGAAGACAGCUCGCCGCCCACCCCCAUCCCAUUUUCCUCUUCCUUUAUCUCAUUGUUGCCGAAGCUGUUUACGGCAGCGCUCCCUCUGCUCCAGCAUGGGGCGGGCUCCGGGCACGGCUGCUCGGCAGGCGCUGCUCCCGCGGCGACUGGGGGAUUCUGCCUAAUUCACCUCCCAGCCGGUGCAGAGAGGACCGGAGAGCGGUGGAGGCCCGGACUGCAGCAGCGUUGGGGCCACCUCCCAGCGUCCCCACCCUAGGAGGCUGCAUGCGGAUUGAAGAGCUGCGCCUGGGGGCUGGGCCGGCCCCGCUGAUCCCGACCUAGCGAGCAGGAUAGCAGGACCGCCCAGGCUGCGGAGGGGCUCGGGGGCAGGAAGGUCAGAGCAGCAAAAUGGCCAGUAAGACCAAGGCCAGCGAGGCCCUCAAGGUGGUGGCCCGGUGCCGCCCCCUCAGCAGGAAGGAGGAGGCUGCUGGUCACGAGCAGAUCCUGACCAUGGACGUGAAACUGGGCCAGGUGACCCUGCGGAACCCCCGCGCUGCCCCGGGGGAGCUGCCCAAGACCUUCACCUUUGACGCCGUGUAUGAUGCCAGCUCCAAGCAGGCUGACCUGUAUGACGAAACCGUGAGGCCCCUAAUAGACUCCGUGCUCCAGGGUUUCAAUGGCACGGUGUUUGCCUAUGGCCAGACGGGCACUGGCAAGACCUAUACCAUGCAGGGGACCUGGGUGGAGCCCGAGCUGCGCGGGGUCAUCCCGAAUGCCUUUGAGCACAUCUUCACCCACAUCUCCCGCUCCCAGAACCAACAGUACCUGGUCCGGGCCUCCUAUUUGGAGAUCUACCAGGAAGAGAUUCGAGACCUGCUCUCCAAGGAGCCGGGCAAGAGGCUAGAGCUGAAAGAGAACCCCGAGACUGGCGUCUACAUCAAGGACCUCUCCUCCUUCGUCACCAAGAAUGUCAAGGAGAUUGAGCAUGUGAUGAACCUGGGGAACCAGACCCGGGCUGUGGGCAGCACCCACAUGAACGAGGUCAGCUCCCGCUCCCAUGCCAUCUUCAUCAUCACUGUGGAGUGCAGCGAACGUGGCUCUGAUGGCCAGGACCACAUCCGAGUGGGCAAGCUCAACCUCGUGGACCUGGCUGGCAGCGAGAGGCAGAACAAGGCAGGCCCCAACACAGCGGGAGGGGCAGCCACACCAUCCUCGGGUGGCGGUGGUGGCGGUGGAGGCAGUGGUGGCGGUGCUGGUGGAGAGAGGCCUAAGGAAGCCUCCAAAAUCAACCUCUCAUUAUCUGCCCUGGGCAACGUGAUUGCUGCCCUGGCGGGCAACAGGAGCACCCACAUUCCCUACCGGGACUCCAAGCUGACCCGGCUGCUCCAGGACUCUCUGGGGGGGAAUGCCAAGACCAUCAUGGUAGCCACACUGGGGCCAGCUUCUCACAGCUACGAUGAGAGCCUCUCCACCUUGCGCUUUGCCAACCGAGCCAAGAACAUCAAGAACAAGCCCCGGGUGAACGAGGACCCCAAGGACACACUGCUGCGGGAAUUCCAAGAGGAGAUUGCCCGCCUGAAGGCCCAGCUGGAGAAGAGGGGGAUGCUGGGGAAGCGGCCCCGGAGGAAGAGCAGCCGCAGGAAGAAGGCCGUGUCCGCCCCGCCUGGGUACCCUGAGGGCCCAGUGAUUGAGGCCUGGGUGGCAGAAGAGGAGGAUGACAACAACAACAACCACCGCCCGCCCCAGCCCAUCCUGGAGUCAGCCUUGGAGAAGAACAUGGAGAAUUACCUGCAGGAACAGAAGGAGCGGCUGGAGGAGGAGAAGGCAGCCAUCCAGGAUGACCGCAGCCUGGUGAGCGAGGAGAAGCAGAAGCUGCUGGAGGAGAAGGAGAAGAUGCUGGAGGACCUGCGGCGGGAACAGCAGGCCACAGAGCUGCUUGCGGCCAAGUACAAGGCCAUGGAGAGCAAGCUCCUCAUCGGGGGCAGGAACAUCAUGGAUCACACCAACGAACAGCAGAAGAUGUUGGAACUGAAGAGGCAGGAGAUUGCCGAGCAGAAACGUCGUGAGCGGGAGAUGCAGCAGGAGAUGAUGCUCCGGGACGAGGAGACCAUGGAGCUCCGGGGCACCUACACAUCCCUGCAGCAGGAGGUGGAGGUCAAAACCAAGAAACUCAAGAAGCUCUACGCCAAGCUGCAGGCGGUGAAGGCGGAGAUCCAGGACCAGCAUGAUGAGUACAUUCGCGUGCGGCAGGACCUGGAGGAGGCGCAGAACGAGCAGACCCGCGAACUCAAGCUCAAGUACCUAAUCAUCGAGAACUUCAUCCCGCCGGAGGAGAAGAACAAGAUCAUGAACCGGCUUUUCCUGGACUGUGAGGAGGAGCAGUGGAAGUUCCAGCCACUGGUGCCAGCCGGCGUCAGUAACAGCCAGAUGAAGAAGCGGCCAACAUCUGCAGUGGGCUACAAGAGGCCUAUCAGCCAGUAUGCUCGGGUUGCCAUGGCAAUGGGGUCCCACCCCAGGUACAGGGCUGAAAACAUAAUGUUUCUGGAGUUGGAUGUGUCCCCUCCAGCUGUCUUUGAGAUGGAAUUCUCUCACGACCAAGAACAAGACCCUCGUGCGCUACACAUGGAGAGGCUCAUGCGAUUGGACAGCUUUCUGGAAAGACCUUCCACGUCUAAAGUCCGAAAGUCCAGAUCCUGGUGCCAGAGUCCUCAGCGGCCUCCACCUUCCACCACACAUGCCUCCCUGGCCUCUGCUUCUCUGCGCCCUGCAACAGUGGCGGACCAUGAGUGACAACCAUCACGUCAGGCUGCCCAUCCAAUAGACUCCUGGGAUGGGGCAGCCAACCCUGGCUCAUCUCAUCUGCCGCUUGGUGCGUGUGCGUGUGCGUGCAUGUGCGUGUGCGUGUGUGCAGGGGUGAGAAUCUGGCAGAUGGUGCCUCUGCCUGCUCUUCUUCGCCUCCUUUAUUUAAUUCAUGUUAUUUAUUCGCGGAGCUCAGUUCGUGUUGGGGAGAUGCCCUCGCCUGAGCCGUCUGGGCCUACCGUGGUCACUGCGUAGCCUCUUUUUCUUCUGACUUGAGAGCUCCCCCAGUCAGAUCUCAGGCUUGUCCCCCUGUCAGCUGCCUCCAGAAGGGAAGGUAGCCAGUGCCUGAGAAGACAGUCCCUUUUCUACCCACCGCACUCCAUAACCUCCAUCUUCUCCCACACUGAUGGCGAGCAGCCCCUGAGCACUUUCUGGGACUGGGAGACUGCUUGGUGUUCCCUGAGGACAAGAGACAUCCUGACAGUGUUGGGCAUCUGCUCCCCGUGGACACAGCCCCACUCUCCACUUUCUGAGCCUCAGACAACCUCAUUCAGCCUCUUGGGCUCCUUUUCAAGGACAUUAAUAACCUCACCAACAUAGCUCAUGCCCUUCAGCUUUGACAAGAACUCACGGCUUCCCAAACUCUGCUUUCUGCCCACCUUGGAUGGGAACUGUGGACCAACCAAUUACCAUCACCUUGGAACCUGCAGGAAAUGGAACAGCAAUUGAGACAACUUGAACAGUCAUCAGCGGAAGUCCCUCCACUGGAUUCCUUUGUUUCUGUCCCCUCCGAGGAGUCAUUUUGGUCGACAGGCCCUCAAGUCAACUCCCCAUUUUCAAGAGGCUGCUCCUGCCUGCUUCGAUCAUUUCUCCCUGCAGCUGCCUAGACCCCGUUCACAGUGGGAGGAGUCAAUGUCAUUCUACCCCUGGCUAAACGAAGAUAUUAACAUCUAUUGCUUUUUCCCUUCAUCUGUCACAGGAAACAGAAGCCCAGGCACAAUCUUUUCCAGCUUUGCCUGUUACCCCUGUUUCUGAAUUGCAUCUUUAAGGUAUUAUUUUGUUGAAAAUAGAUCCUUUAUUCACUAGUUACGCAAAUUGGUUCCUAGGGGGAUACUCCUUACCUUCCUUUGUGAUGGCCCAAAAUGUCUCUAGGUAUCUCAAGUGAUAAGUAAAUUUCUACAAAAAAAAAUGGUUAAUGUUCAUUGACUGGCUUUUUAAGUGUAUAUUUUGGUGGACGGGUGAAGAGGUAAUAACGAAAGCAAGCGAGUGAAUUAGGAUUUCAAAGUGCCCUAAUAGUGCGAGUCUCCAGUUCCUAGAAUAUGAAGAGUGCUGUCGUUGGGGUGAAACCGUGAGACUGACAGAUCUGCCUGAAAUGGGGGGUGUGGGAGGUGGUGGCGGGGGUUAUUCUCUUUCCUUCAGGAAAUGAACCCUUCUUACAUCAUUCAAGUUCUGCUCUGAGGAUCAAGCUUGGGUCUGAUUUAACUCAGCGACACUGUCAUUUCUGCUUCAUUACUGGACUAGAGGGUUGAGCCACCCACUUGCCAUUUGCUCCUGUCCUUCCAGGAAAUCACAAUUUUCAUCAGAGCCCAAGAGAUUAUUUGAGACUCAGGAUUCAGAUCAGAGGUUCGACUGUGGCUGGGACAGGAGUUGUGUGUAGAAAUUCACCAGGUGGCCUGAGCGCAGGGGGACCUCCAGGGCUGCGUUGAGCAGCCUCUCCCACUGACCUCCUUCUCGUUUGUGGACAGAGCAGCACGUAUCACCUCAUUCAUCACUUGGACACAUCGCCUUUGCAUUGUCUUGUCACACCUCCCUCACAGUCUUAUAGCACAAUAUACCCAAAUCAGCACCCCCAGUCCGAGGGCUGGGCCCAAGGUAUGGUCAGAGGAGGAGCUCCUGCCUGCGGUUUUGUGUACGUGUGUAUGUGUGUGCGUGUUUGUGUGCGUGUUUACCUCCACAGGGGACACUCUACACUCAGUGUAAGAUCUGCUGGGAACAGGGCCACCAGGAGUGGCUGGAUCUCAGUCUCUCUGUCUCUCUUUCUCUCCUUUUCCUUUUGGUGUAUCAAAUAUUUGAUUGACAAAGUAAGGGCCUUGAUUAGGACCAAAUUCUCGUGUGUUGCUAUGGUCUUUAUUUAGGACAACAGUUAACAAUGCAGUGGCCCAUUCUUGUCACUCUACACAUAUGACUAUACGGGACAUAUGUAAUAUAUAAAUAUAUAUAUAAAACAUUCCCCUCUGUCCCCUUGGCUUAGGAUGGAGGCCUUUCUGUUGAGCUGAAAUGCACCUGCAGCUGGGUGCUGCCAGCAGCUUGCAGGCCCCAGCCCUGUUCCAAUCAACGCAGUUGACAAUAAAGGAAUGAGUAUCGUCA
Pan troglodytes (chimpanzee) is the source of this 5605-nucleotide messenger RNA. It is a transcript of the gene KIF3C, whose product is annotated as kinesin family member 3C. Bases 848 to 3229 code for a protein of 793 amino acids. Gene Ontology annotation, cellular component: microtubule. Lineage: Eukaryota; Metazoa; Chordata; Mammalia; Primates; Hominidae. The transcript is spliced from 8 exons. Gene Ontology annotation, molecular function: microtubule motor activity; ATP binding; microtubule binding. The record is from RefSeq and is a predicted model, not a curated record. Gene Ontology annotation, biological process: mitotic cell cycle; microtubule-based movement.